This is a messenger RNA of Labeo rohita (rohu), 8916 nucleotides long. It is a transcript of the gene myo9aa, whose product is annotated as myosin IXAa. NCBI's taxonomy places the organism in Eukaryota, Metazoa, Chordata, Actinopteri, Cypriniformes, Cyprinidae. Gene Ontology annotation, cellular component: myosin complex. Gene Ontology annotation, biological process: intracellular signal transduction; positive regulation of GTPase activity. The record is from RefSeq and is a predicted model, not a curated record. The transcript is spliced from 45 exons. The coding region runs from base 409 to 8211 and encodes 2600 amino acids. Gene Ontology annotation, molecular function: GTPase activator activity; protein binding; ATP binding.
AUUCCAAGAGCAGCAGCGAGUACGCGCAGCGCGCGUCUGAACGCUUAUGAGAAGCAGCACUGAUUAAGCAGAAAAAACAGAAAGGAGUUUCAGCGAGCGACUCCCACGAGAAAAGAAACGCCGCACUGUUGGCAAAUUUCAAUGGGAAAAAGACUGUAGUCAUUUUUUUCAUCAAAAUGGCACAGCGGCACGUAUGUUUGGACACGGGAAAGUUGCAAAGGACAAUUUGAGAGAGACAGUUCUGGGAUAUUAGUGGACUCGGGCUGCGCUGGAUUUGAUCUGUCCUUAAAGGAGAAGCGCAGCACACUGGAUUUUUAUACUGAACUCAGAGAGUUGUAAUGUCUUGAAGCAGUACCCGGCCCUUUUGAAGGAUGUACAGUGAGUGCUGAUGGAAACUGCUGCUCCAAUAUGAGUGUUCAUGAUGUUGGCGGGAGACGACGCUUUGAGGACUCCGAGUUCACCCUACGCAUCUACCCAGGGGUCAUCGCCGAGGGCACCAUCUACUGCCCCGUCACCGCCCGUAAGAUCACUUCCGCUGCGGAGGUCAUCGAGCAGGUCAUUGAUCGUCUGCAGCUAGAUCGAACAAAAUGCUACGUCCUUGCAGAAGUGAAGGAGUUCGGUGGGGAAGAAUGGAUCCUCAACCCCACCGACUGUCCCGUCCAGCGCAUGAUGCUAUGGCCUCGCAUGGCCUUGGAAAACCGCUUCAGCAGCGAGGACUACCGCUUCCUGCUGCGGGAGAAGAACCUCGAUGGCUCCAUCCACUACGGCAACUUGCAGAUGUGGCUGCAGGUCACAGAAGAGCGGCGGCGCAUGAUGGAGCGGGGCUUCCUGCCGCAGCCCUUGCCGAAAGACUUCGAUGACCUUUGUAACCUGCCGAAUCUCAACGAGAAGACUCUGCUGGACAACUUGCGCAGUCGCUUCAAGCAGGAGAAGAUCUACACCUAUGUGGGCAGCAUCCUCAUAGUCAUCAACCCUUUCAAGUUCCUCCCUAUCUAUAACCCCAAAUAUGUCAAGAUGUACGAUAAUCACCAGCUAGGCAAGCUGGAGCCACACAUUUAUGCGGUAGCGGACGUGGCCUACCAUGCUAUGCUGCAGAGUAAGCAGAAUCAAUGCAUUGUUAUUUCUGGGGAGAGUGGAUCAGGCAAGACUCAAAGCACCAACUUCUUGAUCCACCAUCUCACGGCUCUAAGUCAGAAAGGCUUUGCUAGUGGAGUUGAGCAGAUCAUUCUGGGUGCCGGACCAGUCCUGGAGGCUUUUGGAAACGCUAAAACAGCCCACAAUAACAAUUCUAGCCGUUUUGGGAAGUUCAUCCAGGUGAACUAUCAGGAAAGUGGCACUGUUAGAGGGGCAUAUGUGGAGAAAUACCUGCUGGAGAAGUCCCGGCUCGUCUAUCAGGAGCACAAUGAAAGGAAUUACCAUGUGUUUUACUACCUGCUGGCAGGAGCGAGUGAAGAGGAGAGGACCGCGUUCCACCUCAAAAAGCCUGAAGAAUACCAUUACCUCAAUCAGAUGACAAAGAAACCUCACAGGCUGCACUGGGAUAGUUACUAUGAGAACGAACCGCAGGAUUGCUUCACAGUUGAAGGGGAGGAUCUUAAGCACGACUUUGAGCGCUUGCAGCUGGCUAUGGAGAUGGUGGGCUUCCUUCCCGCCACGCGUAAACAGAUUUUCUCUCUGCUGUCAGCUAUUCUUCAUUUAGGGAAUAUCCGAUACAAGAAGAAGAUAUACCGGGAUGACUCCAUUGACAUCUGCAAUCCUGAAGUUCUGCCUGUAGUAUCAGAGCUGCUUGAGGUCAAGGAGGAAAUGCUCUUCGAGGCCCUGACAACGCGGAAAACAGUCACAGUGGGCGAGAAGCUGAUAGUCCCAUACAAACUGGCUGAGGCUGGGACGGUACGGGACUCCAUGGCCAAGUCCCUCUACAGUGCCCUUUUUGACUGGAUCGUGUUUCGGAUCAAUCACGCGCUGCUCAACCAAAGAGACCUGGAAGAGUCAGCCAAGAUCCUGUCCAUUGGGGUUCUCGAUAUCUUUGGCUUUGAAGACUACGAGAACAACAGCUUCGAACAAUUCUGCAUCAACUUUGCCAACGAGAGACUUCAGCACUAUUUCAACCAGCACAUUUUUAAGCUGGAACAGGAAGAGUAUAGAUCAGAAGGCAUUACUUGGCAUAACAUUGAUUACAUAGAUAACACCGGUUGCAUUAACCUCAUCAGCAAGAAGCCCACAGCACUGCUCCACCUACUGGAUGAAGAAUGCAACUUUCCACAGGCCACCAAUCAGACCCUCCUGGACAAGUUCAAGCGGCAGCAUGAGGGAAACAGCUAUAUUGAGUUUCCUGCAGUCAUGGAGCCAGCCUUCAUCAUUAAACACUAUGCAGGGAAAGUCAAAUAUGGAGUGAAGGACUUCAGAGAGAAGAAUACGGACCACAUGCGGCCGGACAUCGUCGCGCUUCUCAAGAGCAGUAAGAGCGCAUUCAUCGGUGGUCUGAUCGGUAUUGACCCUGUGGCCACCUUCCGCUGGGCUGUACUCAGGGCCUAUUUCAGAGCCAUGGUAGCCUUCAGGGAUGCCGGGAAGAGACAUGUGGAGAAACGCAGCGGGCAUGACGCUGCUGCUCCAGUUGUGAAAAGUGUGGAUAGCUUUAGUUUUCUGCAUCACCCUGUGCAUCAGAGAAGCUUAGAGAUCCUGCAGAGGUGCAAAGAGGAGAAAUACAUCCAGCAUGCAUGCUUCUCGGACAGCCCACCACUGUCCCCUCACUGGAGCCCCUGUUCUGAGCACUCACGCCCCAGCACGACCUCUCCAGCUCAGAGUAUGCACUCGUUUUUCUUGCCCUCCGAGGACAGCGGGCUCACAAUAGGUCUGCUUGAUGGAGGUGUGAACAGGAGGAAUCCUCGUACUCCACUAUCUGAUCUGCAGGGUAGCAACACACUCAAUCAACGAGAGGGAUGGAAUGGGCGUGCUGGGAGACAAAACCGUCUGUCCUCUGCUGGAUCCUUCAAUGAAGAGGACGGCAUCUUUGUCAACUCCACCAGCAGUAAACUCCUGGAGCGAGCCCAUGGCAUCCUUAUGAGAAAUAAAAACUAUAAAAUGAAGCCCAGUCUUCCUAAGCACUUGCUAGAUGUCAAGUCUCUGAAGUACCUGAGUAACCUGACGUUACACGACCGCAUCACAAAGUCCCUGCUGCACCUCCACAAGAAAAAGAAACCCCCCAGUAUCAGUGCCCAGUUCCAGGCCUCUCUUAACAAACUGAUGGAGACGCUUGGUCAGUCAGAGCCGUACUUUGUGAAGUGCAUACGAUCAAAUGCAGAGAAGCUUCCUUUGCGUUUCAAUGAUCCCCUGGUGCUGAGACAACUUCGCUACACAGGCAUGCUGGAAACCGUGCGAAUCCGACAAUCUGGUUACAGUACCAAGUACACUUUUCAGGACUUUGUUCAACACUUCCAUGUGCUGUUACCAGAGGGUACCAACCAGGCCAGCCAGGAAGCUAUCAGGCGGUACUUGCACCAGGUGGAUCUCACUCCCGAAGGAUUCCAAGUGGGCCGUACGAUGGUGUUCCUCCGUGAAACAGAGCGUCAGCGGCUGCAAGACCUGCUCCAUCAGGAGGUGGUGCGCAGAAUCAUUAAUCUUCAGCGACGUUUCAGAGCUCUUCUAGAGAGAAGGAACUUCCUCAGAAUGAGACAGGCUGCUUGCCAGAUACAGAACUGGUGGAGGAGCUGUCAGUCUUCACAGAGGGACAGCAGGCUUGAGUAUGUCCAGCAGGGGGCAGCGGUUUGUAUCCAGUCAGCUUGGAGAGGCUUUAAAGUGAGGCGUAGACUCUUGCUGUGGAGAGAAGCAGCUGUGGUGAUCCAGAGAAAUUGGAGGCAGUAUUGGCAGGGGCGGGCGGCCCUCCGGAUCCAGACUGCAUGGAGAAGACACAGGGCCAGAGAGCUCUACAUCCAGCAGCGGGAUAUUGCCAUCCGCCUGCAAACAGCGGGUAGAGGCUAUCUGGCAAGGCAGAGAUUUAGAGAACUUCAAGAGCAGAGAUUAAAAACCACUCAGCUGCCAAAUGGAAAGACCAGUCUGUUACCAGAAGAGGGCAAGCUAAGAGACAUGGGUUUGGAUCAAAGCAUAUGGGAAGACUCCAGGAGCAAACAGACUGUCAUCGGUGCAAUAGUGGCACCUGAAAGAGAUAUUUUGGAAGAGAUGGCACCAGAGAUGACAGAGGGUACGGCAACAGUACAACCGACAUCUGAAGUGGCAAUCCGAGAAAGGCCGCAGACUCUAGAGGACCCCAACCAGAGGACCCGGGCCAAACGGGAGAGCCGGCGGAUGCGAGAAUUGGAGCAAGCCAAAUUCAGCUUGGAGCUUCUUAAGGUGCGCUCCACAGGAGGAGUGUCUCCUUCGGAAGAAAGGCGCUGGUCAACGGAGCUGGUCAGCGAGAUUGCUCACACUCCUCAGGGUACUCCAGACAGCCAGAGCUCCAAAGGCAGCUUUGAGCUACUCAAUAUAGACGACUAUUUCAAAGACAAGGCACCUUGUGCCGAACCGGAGGACCUUGGUUCUCCUUCUGUACCUGACAAGCACGAUGUGUUCAAUAUUCCAGAGUCCGCUUUGCCCUCUGACACUCCAGCACCUGAUAUAUUGUCAAAACCAGCUAGCCAGCCUGAACCUCCCAAAAUGCAGAACUCGCUCCCAACUUUCUACAUCCCUCCGUCAGAAAGCAGCUCUCUAAUUGUGAAGCCUACCAUGAAUUCUGCCGCCCCAUGCCCUGAUGGCCCCAGCAAACCUAUGACAGACAGGAAGGAGUCCCCUCGGAGGCCUAUGGUUGUGGUUAUUAGUAUGCAAAAGGAAAACCUUAUAAAUGAAGCAGACGUGAAGCCUCCAGAGGUCAAAGACAGUGCCGCCCAGACCAGCGAGCCACCAAGCCCAGCACAGCCUAGCAGUGACAGCCUUUAUGUUCUGGAAAGGCUAAAGAAGCUUAAUGAGGAAAAGGAAGAGCGUCAGAAACAUCAGCAUCAGCAAAAUGAAAAAGAGAUGAUGGAGCAGAUCCGUCAGCAAACGCACAUCCUGAAAAAUGAACGUAAGAGUUUCGCCCAACAUGAGAGGGAGAUGUUUGAGAAGCAGAGGGUGGAAGCUCUGCAAAGGAUCGAGCAGGGUAGGCAAGAAGGUUCAGGAGGAAAGCCAGAUAGAUUUUUCACAGACAAAGGCCCUGCUCCUAUAGCUCAGCCAGAGCCUGACUUCAGCUCCCACCCACUGGUCCCGGAAAAGGAACCCGCACCUUCCAUUUUCAGAGACCAGCCAAAGGACAGCCGCAGUGUAGCAGAAGGGUGGGCACCAACGUUGACUCUGGAAUCCAGAGGGGAUGAAGCCAGAAGGAGAAUAAAUACAAAGCCGUCCACUCAGAACGUCAACAUAAACAUGUCAGAGAGGCCUGGAAACAUGUUCUUUUCUCCAAAGGCCAAGGUUUCAAAGUUGGAUAAGGACAUAGCCAAUCAAGGAAAAACCCCAGUAGUCCAGAAUGAAGUGAGCCUGUUUGGUCAGAAAUCUGCUAAGACUGAGGUUGGCCGACCGGGUCAUAAAAAAGCCCGAAUGGCACGGACGCGUUCAGACUUCCUGACCCGUGGUUCGAACGCCAUGGGAGAGGGGGAGUCAGAGGAGGAGGAGGAGUAUGAUGAGACCCCUCUGUCUCCUGGCACACCCCUCCCCAAGCAGGACUCUGAGGAGAGCGCACUAGAGGCUUGUCACAGUGACUCCGAAAUGCCGGCCACAGCUAACGAAGAUCAGAAGAACAUGUAUAAAACCAUGACAUCUGGAGAGCUGGGCAAGAGUGAUGCAAGGAAGAACUCUCAUGGAGAUGGAAGGGUUCGCGGUAAAAUGCGAUUUUGGGGAAAGGCAAAGCAUGGAGAGAAGAAAACCUCGCGAGAGCGGCUGCUGUGUGGCAGUGAUACUUUGGAAGGAGACUUUGCUGAAACAGCACUUCUAAUGGAAGAGGAACGCCUGUCCCCUCCUCAAAGCCCAGACCUAACUUUACAGAGGGAGUUUAAAGAGAAUAAAGACCCGUCCCCUAAAGUGAAACGCAGACGAAGUGUGAAGAUCAGCAGUGCGACUCUAGAGCCCGUCCAGUGGCAGAACGAUGCCCUGCAGAUACUCACAUGUGCCAGUGACUACAGAAGCAUGAAUGACUUCCUUAUGAAGAAGAUUACAGAUUUAGACACAGAAGAUGGUAAGAAAGACACAAUGGUGGAUGUUGUCUUCAAAAAGGCACUGAAGGAGUUCCGCUUGAAUAUCUUCAACUCAUACUCAACAGCUUUAGCUAUGGAUGAUGGGAAGAGCAUUCGUUAUAAGGAUCUCUACGCCCUCUUUGAGCAAAUCCUGGAGAAAAACAUGCGUCAGGAGCAGAGAGACUGGAGCGAGUCACCGGUGAAAGUUUGGGUCAACACCUUCAAAGUCUUCCUGGAUGAGUUCAUGACAGAGCACAAACCUCUGGACGGCAGUAUGGGCAGGGUACCCAAACCCGACCGGAAGAAAAGAAGGAAAAAGGAUACUGAUAUAGUGGAGGAGCACAACGGCCACAUAUUCAAGUCAACUCAAUACAGUAUUCCCACCUACUGCGAGUACUGCUCCUCCCUCAUCUGGAUGAUGGACAAGGCGUGUGUCUGCAAACUGUGCCGCUAUGCGUGUCACAGAAAGUGCUGUCAGAAGACGACCACCAAAUGCAGCAAGAAGUAUGACCCUGAACUUUCAUCAAGGCAGUUUGGUGUGGAAUUGUCCCGUCUGACCAACGAUGAGCGAGCGGUGCCUUUAGUAGUCGAGAAACUUAUUAAUUACAUUGAGAUGCAUGGCCUGUACACAGAAGGGAUCUACAGGAAGUCUGGAUCCACCAAUAAGAUUAAGGAGCUGAAGCAGGGUCUGGACACAGAUGUAAACGGCGUGAAUCUGGAUGACUAUAAUAUUAAUGUCAUUGCCAGCGUUUUCAAGCAGUGGUUACGUGACUUGCCUAAUCCUCUGAUGACCUUUGAACUGUAUGAUGAAUUUCUGCGGGCCAUGGGUAAGCAGACAAAAAAAGAAGUGAUUCGAGGGGUUUACUCUGUAAUCGACCAACUCAGCAGAACUCAUCUGAACACGCUGGAGCGCCUCAUUUUCCAUUUAGUCAGGAUUGCCCUGCAGGAGGACACAAACCGUAUGUCUGCAAAUGCACUGGCUAUCGUAUUUGCCCCCUGUAUCCUGCGGUGCCCUGACACUACCGACCCUCUGCGGAGCGUUCAGGACAUUGGGAAAACCACAGCGUGUGUCGAGCUGAUCAUUUGUGAGCAGAUGAAUAAAUAUAAGGCCAGACUGAAGGACAUCAGCACUCUGGAAUUUGCAGAGAACAAAGCCAAGAGCCGACUAACAUUUAUCCGCAGGUCCAUGAAACCCGUAAUAAUUGCUGUUAGAUUUAUGAGCAUAACACGCAGUGCUGCGGCGGGUAAGGGCCACAACCUGCACAAGGUGAGGUAUCACACACCAUCUCCUCCAGUGAGUCCUCGGUCUCCAACCGCACCAGAGGUAAUGCAGGAGAGCGGAGAUGAGGAAGCUGGCAGAGAUCCAGAAGUCUCUGAGCAACAACAAGUCGCCAUGCAGCAGGAAGAGAAAGUCCUGACCGAACAAAUUGAAAGUCUCAUAAAAGAAAAGGAGGAGUUGACGUUUGAGAUGCUUGCUCUGGAACCACGGGCGUCCGAUGAUGAGACUCUAGAGUCAGAGGCCUCUAUUGGCACAGCAGACAGCUCUGAAAACCUGAAUGUGGACUCUGAGGGAGCCACUUCGGACUUCUCUGAGCGAGGCCCAGCGCUGGCCGCCUUGAGGCCCAAGAAGUCUGAAGGGAAGAGCAGGCGGGUUCUCCGAAAGCAGCCUGAAUCCCUGGACUCCAUGGAUUCCAGUUCAACAGUGUCCUCUGUGUCAUCUUCCUAUAUGCAACCACCUCCACGAACCCAUAAAUUACAUUUGCGACCCAAAUCCCCUUCGACCCGACUAUCCAGCCCGCCUGACAGCCUGGACCAGCCCGAACAGGAUGAAGAGGAGAGACCGCAGUACACCAGCCGCGGCACCUUCAACCCCGAAAAAGGCAAACAGCGGUUGCAGGGUGCCAAGAACUCACCUCAGAGGCACCGCGACCCUCCGAUGGGCGGAGGCCCAAAGAGAGAUCCAGACUUGCCGCCCCAGCAGGUUGUGGUGUACGGCAGCAACGAGUUCAUGGUAUGAAGACCACAAGGUUACACGUCCAUCCACGGAUACAAGCUCAUCCCUCCCUGCUAGCUCACUUGAGUUCACGUUUGCUGCAUUAUAGUCCUUAAGUGCCAUGUUGACAGGAAGCGCAGGAGGAGAGAGCUGGGCGGCUUUCCGACCUGCAUGUGAGAAAACGGCUCUGAAUGUGUGGUGAAGGAAAGCAGGGCAAAGGGAAUGCUGAACCGUUCCGAUAAGGAAUGUUCUCCCUUGGGCUGUGAUCGGUCCAAAGGCGGGAGACGAAGCCAUUGAUGAACUCCACGAAAUCAAGCUAAACCAUGGGCUGCUUUAACGUUUACAGCAUUCUCUAUGAUGUAUUUGCCCUCAAGCCUAUUUAAUAAAUUUUAUUUACAUGGAAUAUAUAAAUCUAUAUAAAUAUAUUAUGUGAUAUAAAGUGUACAAAGCCAGAGAACCAGCGACUGCUGGGUUGUUGAAUUCAUAUAUUAUAUCGUGUAUCGGUCAUGAAUGAGUUGGAGAGAGAAGUGAGGACAUUGGGUUUUUGUGGAUGCGUGAGGCUCCUCCGUAUGUAUGUGAGUGUGUAUCUUAUGAGAAACCUCUGGAUAUGUUUGUGCUGCUUUUUUGUGUUGUGCUUGGAGGGAAAAGAUGCCAUUAAAGGGACCAAGCAAACUGGUGUUAUAAUGCCAGAGGAUCCCACACUAAACGAAGACUCGAAAGUCUUGCGAA